Messenger RNA from Anolis carolinensis (green anole), 2603 nucleotides. It is a transcript of the gene plaa, whose product is annotated as phospholipase A2 activating protein. Lineage: Eukaryota; Metazoa; Chordata; Lepidosauria; Squamata; Anolidae. Gene Ontology annotation, biological process: ubiquitin recycling; proteasome-mediated ubiquitin-dependent protein catabolic process. Bases 87 to 2468 code for a protein of 793 amino acids. The transcript is spliced from 14 exons. Gene Ontology annotation, molecular function: ubiquitin binding. The record is from RefSeq and is a predicted model, not a curated record. Gene Ontology annotation, cellular component: nucleus; cytoplasm.
AUUGACGCUACUUCCGGUCCGGAGGGGGCGAGAGGAAGGCGAGUGUUUCUGCUGCUGCUGCUGUGUCAGAGUCUGCCUGAGGGGCGAUGGCCGGUGCGGGGAGCGCUUUCCGGCUCCGCUGCUCACUGGCGGGCCAUGAGCUGGACGUGCGCGGCCUCAGCGGCGCCCUCUUCCCAGCCGGGGCCUUCGUGUCAGUGUCCCGGGACCGGACCGCGCGGCUCUGGGCGCCCGACAGUCCCAACAGAGGCUUUGCUGAAAUGCGCUGCAUGAGCGGUCACUCCAACUUUGUUUCUUCCGUUUGUGUCAUCCCUCCAAGUGAUCUUUAUCCCCGUGGACUAGUUGCUACUGGUGGUAAUGACAACAACAUUUGUAUCUUUACUUUGGACAACUCUGCACCACUGUAUGUUCUAAAAGGUCAUAAAAACACAGUUUGUAGCCUUUCAUCUGGAAAAUUUGGUACUCUUCUCAGUGGCUCAUGGGAUACAACAGCCAAAGUCUGGUUGAAUGACAAAUGCAUGAUGACAUUACAGGGCCAUACGGCAGCUGUCUGGGCUGUGAAGAUUUUACCUGAACAGGGGUUAAUGUUAACUGGUUCAGCUGACAAAACCAUUAAAUUGUGGAAGGCAGGGAGAUGUGAGAAAACAUUUACUGGGCAUGAAGAUUGUGUAAGAGGCUUGGCUAUUUUAAGUGAAUUGGAGUUUCUGUCUUGUGCAAAUGACGCCAGCAUUCGGAGAUGGCAAAUAUCUGGCGAGUGUCUUCAAGUUUACUAUGGGCAUACCAAUUAUAUUUAUUGCAUUUCCGUCUUUCCACACAGUAAAGAUUUUGUUACCACUGGUGAGGACAGAUCACUCAGAAUCUGGAGACAAGGAGAAUGCACACAGACAAUCAGGCUUCCUGCUCAGUCUGUUUGGUGCUGUUGUGUUUUAGACAACGGUGACAUUGUUGUUGGAGCAAGUGAUGGCAUUAUCAGAGUGUUUACAGAAUCUUUGGAGCGCACAGCAAGCCUGGAAGAAAUUCAAGCUUUUGAAAAUGAGCUUUCUCAAGCAACAAUUGAUCCCAAAACUGGUGAUUUAGGGGAUAUCGAUGCUGAAGAGCUUCCUGGUAGAGAGCAUUUGGAUGAACCAGGUACUAGAGAAGGACAGACAAGACUUAUUAAGAGUGAUGGCAAAGUUGAAGCUUACCAGUGGAGCGUUAGUGAAGGCAGGUGGUUGAAAAUCGGCGAUGUCGUUGGAUCGUCUGGAGCCACACAGCAGACAUCAGGAAAAGUUUUAUUUGAAGGAAAAGAAUAUGAUUAUGUUUUCAGUAUUGAUGUGAAUGAAAGUGGACCUUCCUACAAGCUCCCGUACAACAUCAGUGAUGAUCCAUGGCUGACUGCCUAUAACUUCCUUCAGAAGAAUGACCUAAAUCCCAUGUUCUUGGAUCAAGUGGCCAAAUUUAUAAUAGAUAACACCAAAGGGCAAACGUUGGGACCCACAAAUUCUGAAUUUUCUGAUCCUUUUACGGGGGGAGGUCGCUAUGUUCCAGGUUCUUCUUCAGCAGCCAGUGAAGGACUUGCAGCAGAUCCAUUUACAGGCGCUGGUCGCUAUGUUCCAGGUUCAGCAUCUGACCCUGCUGCUCCACUCAGUCCAUUUGCAGGGACUGGUGUUUACAAAUCAGCUCUGACUAAAGCUGAAAAUAUGUAUUUUCCAAAGAAAGAAGCAGUUACAUUUGAUCAGGCCAACCCUACAGUAAUUCUGGGCAAAUUGAAAGAACUUAAUGGAAGUGCACCUGAAGAACAACAGUUAACAGAAGAUGAUUUGGGUGCUUUGGAAAUGAUGUUGUCGUCAACUUGCAGUGCCUCCAUGGAAGCACCCACAGCACACCAAUUACAGACUCUAUGGAAAGCAGUUAACUGGCCGCAUGAUAUUGUUUUUCCAGCACUAGAUAUCCUCCGGUUAUCCAUCAGGCAUCCCUUUGUGAAUGAAAAUUUAUGUGGAGAAAAGGAUGGCAUUCAGUUCUGCAGCCACUUGAUCAAAUUCUUGAGUCCCGGAGAAAAACAAGCCAAUCAGAUGCUGGCUCUUCGAAUUCUCUGCAAUUGUUUCAUCCAUCCAGUUGGCCAAAAGCUCAUGAUGUCACAGGGGGACUCGAUCAUGUCGCAAGCAAUAGAAAUGAAACUGAGCAGCAAUAAGAACAUUCACAUCGCACUGGCCACCUUGGCUUUGAACUAUGCGGUUGGUUUACAUAAAGUUAAUAACAUUGAAGGGAAAGCUCAGUGCUUGUCAGUAAUCAGCACAGUCAUGGAAGUUGUGCAGGACCUCGAAGCUGUUUUUAGACUGCUUGUGGCACUUGGGACAGUCAUCAGCGGGGAUUCAAAUGCCGUACAGUUAGCCAAGUCUCUAGGGGUUGACACUCAAAUUAAAAAGUAUUCGUCUGUCUCAGAACCGGCUAAAGUAAAUGAAUGCUGUAGGCUUGUUCUUAACUUGCUCUGACUUUUUUUAAAAGCAGUUAGUUGUGUAGCACAAUGCUGGCACAUUUUUUCACAUUUUACAUCAAUUGAAUAAAUACUGUGACUUGACUAUCUGGAUAUUAAACAAAACAAUCUGAAUAAAAUGUUUUUGCACUGA